This is a messenger RNA of Candidula unifasciata, 1560 nucleotides long. The record is from the annotation of a GenBank genome assembly. NCBI's taxonomy places the organism in Eukaryota, Metazoa, Mollusca, Gastropoda, Stylommatophora, Geomitridae.
AUGUCGGACACGGAGAUGACGAACGAGGAGCUGGUACACGACUGUCUCAUGACCGAACCAGAAAAUGACCCUGAAUUUGUGGAGGAACAGGGCCAAGAAUUAGCAGAACAGAAAAAAGAACAAGGGAAUGAGUUUUAUAAAGAACACAAGUACAGAGAAGCCCUCCAGUGCUACUCAGAGGCAAUCAAUCUCUGUCCCACGUGUGCUGCCUACUAUGGGAACAGAUCAGCCACCUACAUCAUGCUACAAAGGUAUAAAGAUGGACUGGCCGAUGCACAGUUUGCUAUACAGCUGGAUACAGGCUUUGUGAAGGGUUACUUGAGGGAAGGCAAGUGCCAUUUAGCGCUGGGAAGUCCAGUGGCAGCCCUGAGAAGUUACAGACAUGUACUGGAGCUGGAGCCCCACAACACAGUCGCCCAGACAGAGUCCAAUAUUGCAUCUCAAGUCCAGGAACAUAUAGCCAAGGCCGAAGCAAACUUUGAGAAGAGAGACUACAGAACUACCCUAUUCUACCUUGACCGAUGUAUAGAACAUUGUUGUGCAGCCCUUCAUUUCAAAGUCCAAAAAUCAGAAGCACUAGCGCUUAUGGGGAAAUACCAGGAAGCUCAAGAACUUGCAAACGACAUUCUCCAGAGGGAAGGGAUGAAUGCAGACGCCUUGUAUGUGAGAGGGAUGUGUUUGUACUAUCAAGACAAUACAGAGAAAGCCUUCCAGCACUUCCAGGAGGUUUUACGGAGGGCCCCUGACCACCACAAAGCCAAGGAAAUAUACAGGAAAGCCAAGUCAUUGACGGCCAAGAAGGAAGAGGGUAACGCAGCAUUUCGUGGUUGCAAAUACGAUGAGGCCUAUAACCUCUACACAGAAGCCUUGAGCAUCGACCCCAACAACAAAGCAACAAAUUCAAAACUCUUCUGUAACAGAGCAACCGUUUGUUCGAAGUUGAAUAAACUUGAGGAAGCCAUUCAGGACUGCACCAAGGCCAUAGAGUUGGAUGAUACGUACAUGAAAGCAUACAUGAGGAGAGCCAGAUGUUACACAGACACAGAACUCUUUGAAGAAGCAGUCCGAGACUAUGAACAGAUUUACAAAAUGGCAAAGACCAGAGAGAAUAAACAGCUUCUCCAGCAGGCCAAGUUGGAGCUGAAGAAAAGCAAGAGGAAAGACUACUACAAGAUCCUGGGGGUUCACAAGACUGCAACAGAGGAUGAGAUUAAAAAGGCAUACAAGAAACGAGCCUUGAUACACCACCCUGACCGCCACUCACACGACACCAUCGACAAGCAGAAAGAGGAGGAGAAGAAGUUCAAAGAGUUGGGAGAAGCUUACAGUAUUUUAUCCGAUGCCAAGAAAAAGGCUCGUUACGACAGUGGCCAGGAUCUUGAAGAUGGAGAUGGUUUUGGAUUUGAAACAGUGGACCCCAAUCAGAUAUUCCAGGCAUUCUUCGGCGGAGGCAACAUGGGCGGCUUCACCUUCGGAGGUCAUUCGGGUGCUGGGCACUUCAGUCAUGGCGGGCACUCACAACAUGGCGGCUUUCCUGGUUUUUCAUUUCAGUUUGGUUGA